Messenger RNA from Thunnus maccoyii (southern bluefin tuna), 786 nucleotides. RefSeq lists its product as uncharacterized. Bases 1 to 786 code for a protein of 261 amino acids. NCBI's taxonomy places the organism in Eukaryota, Metazoa, Chordata, Actinopteri, Scombriformes, Scombridae. The record is from RefSeq and is a predicted model, not a curated record. The transcript has 9 exons.
AUGUGGGCAAGAGAAUGGAGCGCCGAGGAGCUGAAGAGGCAGAGCUGUGCUGAUGGAGAUGUGUUGAGCUGGGACCUGCGGCAGUGGAAAUACAACUGCCCUCCUGAGCCUGACAACAACCUGCAUUGUGCAUGGUCACUCUACAAAAUCAAAAUGUGGACAUCCAUUGUUCACUCCACAAAGCCUGGAAAUUGUUCAAUGUCACUGGAGAACAUCACAAGAAACUGGUUGGAGAGCAUUUUCCCUCAUAACAUUUCUGUCCAUAACAUCUUUGUGUCAUCUCAGAGCCAUACCUGCAAUGUGGUUAAUAAUUUUGCUGCUCUACACAUGCAACAACCUCAGGAAUCAAGAGCAUUAUCGAACUCACCCUGUGACAAAUGCUUCAGUUGUGAAGUCCAUGUGAAUGUGGAUCCUGCUGCCAGUGUAGAAGUAGUUCAGGCGAACCUUACUGUCUUGCUGAGUUCGACCUUCUCUUCCGACAUCCUCAACCUGACAGCAGACCCUGAUAGCAUCAGCAUAGUACCUAUGGAUCCAUUCUCUUUAAUGACAAAACCACCACCAACUGUCAGCACUGGUGUAACUUCAUCAGAAAUGGGUCCAACUCAAAGUCUGCCAGCUCGACCCGCUAAUAUGUCUACAACAGGAGAGCCUUUAGAUCUCAACGAGACUGUCGUUGGACCAGAUACAUUCUUCAGAGUUAAUCUGACCUUGAGUAUGACUGGCACCCCUACAAAACCAAAAGAAAUAAUUGAGAAAUGGGUAAGAGACUCUCACAAAUUCACUUGA